AACUCCCAUGGGCCUGAACCAUCGCCCCUAACCCUAAACCAACAUCUAUCUCUCUUUCUAUUAAUGAAAACCUGGUAACCAUCGCGUCUCGUCUUCUUCACUCCUUAGCGGCGCCGAGCUCAGGGUUGAUCGGCAUCAUGGUGAACGUUCCCAAGACCAAGAAGACUUACUGCAAGAGUAAGGAGUGCAGGAAACACACCCUGCACAAGGUUACACAAUACAAGAAGGGCAAGGAUAGCCUUGCAGCUCAGGGAAAGCGCCGUUAUGACCGUAAACAGUCAGGUUAUGGUGGACAGACAAAGCCUGUGUUCCACAAAAAGGCUAAGACCACCAAGAAGAUUGUCUUGAGGCUGCAGUGCCAGGGUUGCAAACACGUAUCUCAACAUCCUAUUAAGAGGUGCAAGCACUUUGAGAUCGGAGGGGAUAAGAAGGGGAAGGGAACUUCUCUGUUCUAGUUUCAAAAAUAGGAUUUAUGGUGUCAAUGUUGUCUUCAUUUUACGUAGCUAUGUUCUCAUUUCGGAUGUUCAAAACGUUUGGAAUAUUUUGUUUCUCUUUGGAUAUCUAAUAGCUAUAUGCUAUUAAUGAAAAUUAUCUCGUGUUGGAGGAUUGCUUUUGCUAAUAUUAGUUUAUUGCUUCCAGGUC
This is a messenger RNA of Prosopis cineraria, 642 nucleotides long. Its product is annotated as 60S ribosomal protein L44. The transcript has 4 exons. The coding region runs from base 138 to 455 and encodes 105 amino acids. The record is from RefSeq and is a predicted model, not a curated record. Lineage: Eukaryota; Viridiplantae; Streptophyta; Magnoliopsida; Fabales; Fabaceae. Gene Ontology annotation, biological process: translation. Gene Ontology annotation, cellular component: ribosome; cytosolic large ribosomal subunit. Gene Ontology annotation, molecular function: structural constituent of ribosome.